This is a messenger RNA of Caenorhabditis auriculariae, 5252 nucleotides long. The record is from the annotation of a GenBank genome assembly. NCBI's taxonomy places the organism in Eukaryota, Metazoa, Nematoda, Chromadorea, Rhabditida, Rhabditidae.
AUGAAAGCCCUAUCACCAGAGGUGAAGACUUACCUUCUCGAUGCCUAUGCAAAAGCUCCCGAGGUUCUCUUCCCAAUGAUCUUACUGAACUUCGAAAUGAUUUACAGUGGGUCCUGCCAAAUGAUCGAGGAUCUCACAAAACAGCUCAACCCAUUGAAAUCUCAUCUGCUGCUGUUAUCGGAGGAGGUAUAUGGUGUUUUUGAAAAAACAGCGCUAAAGUUGAAAAAAAAACAUUCUACAAAUUAAAGCUUUUUUUUACCAAAAAAAAGUUUAAAUAACAGUUAUUCAAUGUAACAAAAUCAACAUCAACUAUUAGGGACUAUGGGCCGAGGAAUCGCCAUUUCUCUUUGCUUAGCCGGUUACGAAACGAUUCUGGUGGAACACGACGAAAAGGUGAGAUUUUAUUUCAGCCUGAUUAGAACUUUUUUGGCAGGCGCUGAAAUUUUGCCGCGACGAGUUGGAAAUCACUUACGCCCGAGAAAUUGAGCUGAAAAGAUUCAAUGCUAGGGAUGUCGAAAAACUGAGGUCCUCACUUCGGCUAACGACCGACCUCGGAACUUUGAGCCAAGUGGACUUGGUGUGUUAUUAACUGGGAGCAUGGAUAUACAUUGUCAUAAGUUUUUUUUUUUAGGUAAUUGAAGCGGUAUUUGAAGAAAUGAAUAUCAAAAAAGAGCUUUUGACAAAAUUGGAUAGAAUUUGCAAGAAAACGUGCAUUUUGGGAAGCAAUACUUCAAGUUUGGACAUUGACAAAGUGAGAUUUGGUUUGAACUAUUAAGAAAGUUUCAAUUUCCGAUGAGCUCCGUGUUGAAAGAACCGUCUCGGUUAGUUGGCAUCCACUUUUUCAAUCCUGCCCACGUCAUCAAAGUCGUCGAGAUCGUCUUCGGGAGCCACACGAGCCCAGAAGCCGUGGCGACAGCAUUUGCAGCUUGUUCAGCCAUGGAAAAGGUUAGUAGAGUUUGAUUUGAUAUCAUCGCACGAUUUUCAAUACUUAUUGAUCGAAAGUUCUUGUCUGCGCUCUCUGUUCUUUCACCGGACAGUAGCAAAAUGAAAAGAAGUCUCUAGAGCAAGAGCGCGGGCAGGUCAGAUCUGUUGUGGAUAGCAUCAAACGCAACCAGCUUUUUUAAAACUGAUUCUGUUUCAUUUCAAGUUUUUAUUCCCCAUUCCGCAAUCUGCACGACAAAUAUAAAUACAACAGAUGGAAAAAAAAACUGAAUAAAUCUAACAGUUCAUCUGAAAAUUUAAACUUGCAAUUACUACCGCAACCGAUUGGGAGUUUUCAAUUGUUAUUUAGCGAGUUAAUAAAAUUUUAUAUCUCUGACCAUGUUGAACGGUGAGGUCUAAAAAAGCCAGGAAAAAAAUUUUCUGUGGGAUAUGUCGGCGUAUCUAUGACUAUUUAAACUUAUAAAUCUUUUAGGAACAAAAAAAUGGGAAAAAAAAACAAAAAAAUUUUUCUGAAAAUUUUCUCACUCCAGCAUACACAUGAAAAAUCUCGAAAAAUUCCAUGAAAAAAAUUUUUGACGAAAAUAAUUCUAGAUGUUCGAAUAGGCUAAAAACGAAGAAUUUCCAUGUUUCUACGCCUCAAAACUCAAAAAAGGAGCCCUCAAACGAAAUCAUAGAAAAAAGAAAAACUGCAAAAAAAGUUUGCACAGAGUGGGCACCGAACCUAUGACCUCGUAAUCAUCAGUCCGCCGCCUUACCACUGCUCCUUGCUGCCGUUGCUUCGACGGUCGCCGGAUCGCAAUAGGACACCGCGCUCGCAAGCUCUUGUGUUAGGCGGGGCUUUGAAAGAUCAUAUCUGGGCUCCGAAAUUUUUUUUGUGAAAACCUCAAUGGUUUCUUUUGACCACAGGGACAAGAUCUAUAUACCCUCAAAAAACGAGCUCAAUCGGAAACACUGAAAUUUUCGACUUUUGAGGGUCCAUAACUUUUUUCACAGAGCUCCUCGGCAGUUUUUGAGACCAGAUUUAAGAUCAGCGUGAAAAACUACAUCUGGAAAAAUUGGUCUCAUUGAGAGGUCCCACUGCGACCGGAGACCAUUCCCUGGUGAGAAUGAUAAACUCAAUUUCAGGGCGCCGUUUUAGUUGGAAACUGUCCGGCUUUUGUUUUCAAUCGUCUUCUGGCUGUUUACUUGAACCAGGCCCACAAACUGACCUACCAGUAUGGAAUGACUCCUCAAGACAUCGAUCGGAUCGUCCUGAACUAUGGAUUUCUCAUGGGGCCUCUCACGAUGCAUGACAUGAAUGGUGCGUUGAUAGGAAGAAUCAUUCAUUUGGGAGUUUUUUGAGGUUUGGACGUUUCUGAGAAGCUCAAAAGGGAGAACGGGUUUCCCUUGAACCCCAUCGAGGAAGAGUUGCUGAGGAAAAAAAGAUACGGUAGAAAAACUGGUUAGUGAACCAAGAAAUAAUACUUUAAGAUCAAUAAUUGAAAAUAAACCUUGAAAGUGUGAGUUCAUUCAGAGAUUUUAUUUUCAGGCGCUGGAUUUUACAAGUAUGACAAAGAGACACAUAAGAAGGAGAACGACGCCGAAGUUGAAGAAAUCAUCAGAAAUUUUUCAUCGAAAGUGGAAAAACUUUCAAUUCAGCUCUCCUCAGAUCGAGUGAGUACUGAAUAACUGAAGGUUCAACUUUUUCUUGCCUUUAGGACGUGAUAGAGUUUUUACUCUUUCCGAUGGUGAAUGAAGGAUUUCUCUGCAUCGAGGAAGGCAUGAUUAGCGAAGAGAUGCUCAUCGAUAUUAUGUUGUCAGUUUGCUCGACCUAAUACUUAAUUUUGAGAGAAUAUCCUGUAAAGAUAGUCUCUAUCCUUGGUGAAAAGGAGUUAAAUGGCUUAUGUAAGUAGAAAAUGCGGUUUUUUUAAAAAAAUGAUUUUUUAAAAUCUUGCUUCGAAGAAUAUGCCUCAAAAGGUAGGUUCCUGUAAAUAUAAUAGAAUAGAACAGUCAAGAAAUAGACUUAAAUAGUAAAACGUUUUUUCUUCGAAAUAUAAUCUCGAGGGCAAAAAAAACCUAAUAUUUUAAAAUCAUACAAAGAAAAGGAAAUAUUUUCUCUAAGAGUUCCUACUCUUUCAAAAAUCAAAGUUUGCAAUGUUCCGAGACGUUCCAGCUGCGCUUUUCGUUCGCUCUUUCUCUUUAACAUAAAAACUUCCAUCGUGAGGUUUUUUCUCAAGAAACUCUGUUUCCAGCACUUUCGGAUUCGGCUGGCCGCUUCGGCACGGCGGACCAAUGAGAUACGGUCGUUUGGUGGGAAUUCAUAGAGUCGCCGACACGAUAUCCCACUGGCAUAACCUUGGUGAGACCUUUGAACAGCCACCGAGAAGUCCUCUUUUCCAGAACCAUCCGAACGGAGUUACAAGCUGUCUUCGACGCUCAACAACCUCCGGUCGAAACUAUGAGUGGGCAAGAGUUGUGAAAAAAUAAAUGUUUGCCACGGAGAAUCUCCGCCUCCGCAACUGCGAGCUCUCCGCGCACGGAGAGCCUGUUGACUUUUCCUAUUUGCUUAUUCACCAUCGAUUGUAAUCAGGCUUGUUCCUCCUGAAGUCUUCUUCGUAUUUUUGUGCACGAUGGCUGCCGGCUGGAAGCGAUUUACCGGCGAAUCCAAGUACCCGGAACUCGCAGCCAAUUCCACUGGCUCUGCGUUCACUUAUGGCUCGAAAAGAGACAGGAACUUCCGCAUGAGCUGGGUAUGUGUUUGGUCGUUGAUAUGCGAGAAUUUUCCUGAGUCUCUUUUUGAAAAAUCGCUACCUCUGAUGAGCGUUAUCAAUCAAAUUAAUGCCUAACCAGGGAACGUUUUUUACCCCCCGGUUGAACUUUUGCUGAAACUUUGUUGAAGUGUACUUUAGGAUCCCCCUGAUUCCAGAACAAGAAGAAAAUUUCUCGCAAUAGAUCUUGUUUCCGAAAUAUGGAGCUUCAAAGUGUGCAAAAUACGCAAAUUAGGCCAAAAAAGCGCUAUUUCGGGCUUUUGAAGUGUCCUAACUCGAAAACGAGAUCUAUUGCGAGAAAUUUUCUUCCUGUUCUGGAAUCAGGGAGUCCUAAAGUACACUUCGGCAAAGUUUCAGCAAAAGUUCAACCGGGGGGGUAAAAAACGUUCCCUAGUAAGAUAAGUAUGUUUUCAAACCUUUCGGGUAUAUUUGUGAAAAUCACACUUCUUGUGAAAUGAUUGAAACUUUUGAAAAUUAUAGCACUUUUUCUUAGGGUGAAAAGAGAGAGAGCGUCGGACUUGUACUUCUUAGUUUCUGUAGUCAAUAUAAACUGAUCACAUGAAAAAAUCCCAAGUUUUGAUUUAGAUGCACAAAAAAAGAAACAAAAAUUUUAUUUUUGCCCUUCAUUAGGAAGAUACCUCUACGAGUUAAUGAGUCAAGUAAAAGAAAAAUAGCUUCAAAAAAGUUUUUAUAUGGUUUUUUUGUCACAUAAGCCAGUUUUAAUCGAAAAAAGUUUUGAGACAGCUUUCUGUUUUCAAAUAGAAGCCGGCUGUGUGCGACAAGAUCAUGUGGAACUGAUCAUGAUUUGCAAGUGCAGCUGCAAGGAAGACGUAAUGAGCAGGCCGAGACCCAGAUCAUCGACUGGCUCAACUACGUCACCGCCGAACACGUUUCCCAUGACGCCAAUGAAGCGCUGGAGCAGCUCCACGAUGGAAAAAUUCUUUGCAAGUGAGCCCUUAUUUUAAAAUUAAAGUUCAAACUAUCAAACCUAGUUAUUUUUCGAUAAAAAACUCACUAGUCAGAGCAACAAAUAGUUUAAACUAGGACAGAAACCAGAAUUUCAUGAUCCACAAAAUAUAUCUUUUAUAAUAAUACUUACUAUGCUGUUAAAAGAAGAACGAUCAUUUCUAACAUACGUUCUUAGAAUGUCGAAGUUCAAUCUGUUUCCUAAUCGUUAUGAAACUUCGAAUCAACGGAAAAAAGUUUUUUUUUUCUUGAUUUUUUUUUCUUGUGAUCAUUGUUUGUGUUGAAGAUUACUGCUGCGAGUGAACCCCCGAGCACUUCUGCGACCUGUCAACCAAAAACCCGCACUUUUCUCGGCUACCGAUAAUAUCAGCAAUUUUCUGGAAAGUUUAGAACAGCUAAAUUUUGAGUAAGUCUGAGAGGAUUGUGACCGAUAUCAACGAAUCGAGUUUACAGAAAAGACGAACUUUUCUCUCCGAAUGUCCUUCUGGAAAAGCGUGACCUUUCCCCCGUGAUAUCCACUCUUCAAAUUUUGAAGCAACGCGUAAGCUUUUUUUACUUUCACGAUUUUUAAAGAGUGAAUUGCAGGUAACUGGAUGA